AUAACAUUAUAUCAAAUACGUAGAUGUUAUCGUACCUUUUUAGCUUUCUUCGUGAAUUAUUGACAAUUGUAUCGCGAGGUCUUGACGCAAGAAUGCUAUAACCCAACGAACUACCCUUAGCUCUUCCUAUUUCCUCCGUCAAGAUUACAGACACUGACCUCAAACACUAUCGUCAUCGACCGUAACAUUUACGUCUCCUAUUAUUCGAUAGAAAUAGAUUGGCGAUUCCUGUGUCUAUAUUCUAAUGAUAGAUUCUUUUCUAAAUAGAAAUAGAAUUUUCAUUUCAAUUUUUUUUUUAUAAAAUAAAAUAAAGCCAGACUUAAAGAUUGAUAUGAAAAUUUUUAUUUCCAUUUCGAAGAAAUUAUUAAUGUUAAGUGCAUUCCUAAUAUUAAAAGUUUACGAUUGAAUUUCAAUAAUCUAUGGUUCUUUGAACCUGAUGACUCGAUUAUACGAUAUAAAACUAUAACUGGGUGUAUUUAAAUCGUUCCUACACAAGAAUCCUCUUAAAACGUGAAAACGUUUUAAACAAAGAAAUAACUUCGAGUCACGAAAACAUGUAUUUCUCACAUACUCCAUCGUCUCUCCAUUCAAUAGCUUCUUCGCCUUUCUAUCGCUAUGAUUAGGAUCGUCGUAAAUCACGUGACUUGGAACGACUUUUACUUUAACCUUCUCACCAAGAAACAAGAUAGCCCCGUCGAGAGGUCUCGAACGAGAAAGGAGAUCGGUUGACGCUUGGCAGCCACGCGAGAAUCCAUGACGGAAUGAUCCGCCCUGACUGGAAUCACCCACGCGAAAUCACGAACUUACCAGAUUCUUUUUUUGGUAUAAGCACGAACACGAGAGGCAACGUGAGGAUCAGCCGUUUAGCUUGAAAUCCAAACUGAGAUCGGUGUUUCUUGUUAUCACGUAGAUUGGUAGGUAGGCGGGUAACACCUAGCAUGCUUUUCGAGUUGCUCGAAACGUUCAGUCUCUCGCUGUGUCUGCUACCAGCUGGAUAACCUUAACAGAGCUUAUUCGCGCGGCUAAUGGCCUUUCACGGGGAAGGACGCGACCCUUUAGAGCACACCAGUCUUUAUCAAAGAGCCGAGAGCGAGGACAGUGAUGCCGAAGGUGGUUUGGGAAACGUAAAUAAACUUGUAAUACGUCCACCCGGUCACAGUGGAAAAGCAAAGAAGGGACACAUCUGUUUCGAUGCCUCAUUCGAAACCGGUAACUUGGGCCGAGUGGAUCUCGUUUCAGAGUUCGAGUACGAUCUCUUCAUAAGACCGGAUACCUGCAGCCCACGGCUUCGCUUGUGGUUUAACUUCACCGUUGACAACGUAAGAUCCAAUCAGCGUGUUAUAUUCAACAUAGUGAACAUAUCGAGGAGCAUGAAUCUCUUUCGAAUUGGUAUGGCGCCAUUAGUUAAGAGCAACGGAAGACCAAAAUGGCAAAGGAUACCACGGGAUCAGCUUUUUUAUUAUAAAUCACCGCAACAUCAGAAUCACUACGUGCUUAGUUUUGCAUUCGCUUUCGAUCGAGAAGACGAGGUCUACCAAUUCGCUUUAACUUAUCCGUAUUCUUACAAUCGGUACCUCGGACAUUUGAAUAAUCUCAGCACCAGAAUAGCUUAUGUUCACAGAGAAACUUUAGCUACAUCGAUUCAAAAGAGGAAGGUCGAACUAAUCACCAUAAAAUCCGAUACGGAUGAUGAUAAGGAAUUAGCAAGGAAAGUAGUCGUGAUUCUUGCGAGAAUUCAUCCAGGCGAAUCACCGUCCUCGUUUGUUUGUCAAGGACUCAUGGAUUUUUUAGUCAGCACUCAUCCGAUCGCUCAGGUGCUCAGGCAUUACGUGAUAUUUAAAAUUGUGCCAAUGAUCAAUCCCGAUGGAGUUUUCUUCGGUAAUUACAGAUCUACUUUGAUGGGCAUGGAUUUGAAUCGAAAUUGGAAUCGUAUAUCAGAAUGGAUCCACCCAACACUAUCGGCAACCAAAUCUAUGUUAGAAUCUUUAGAUAAGAACACGCAUACGCCAUUAGAUUGCGUUUUAGAUCUACAUGCACAUACAAACGCAACGGGAGUCUUUGUUUACGGGAACACGUACGAAGACGUAUAUAGGUACGAGAGACACAUUGUUCUACCAAAGUUGCUCGCUCAACACACGGAGGACUACGAUCUAGGAAACACGAUGUAUAAUCAAGAUCCUCACAAAGCUGGAACAGCACGUCGAUAUCUAUGUUCCAUUCUAAAAGAACACGUCAAUUGCUAUACCGUACAAGUAUCAAUGUAUGGCUAUUAUAAGAAGGGAACACCGGGUAUUUUACCAUAUACAGAAGAGAGUUAUUACAGACUCGGUCGAAAUCUCGCACGAGUAUUUCUGGAAUAUUACAAGUUAACCGGUUUGAUACCGUGUGGACUUCCAAAUCAACCAUCGGAUAAGCGUAAUCGACGAUCUCGUCAGAGCCAUCAUGUAUCAAGGCAGCCACGUUCUAGAAUGGCCAGAACACCAGCUCCUUUGCAUCUAGCAAGCAUUCACGAUUAUUUCCGGGAGGACACAGAGCCGCUCCCGAGCGCUUGUUACCGAUCGAUGAGUGGCACGCGUAUGAGCCGGGCUGAAAUUGCGAUUGGAACUGGAACCGAAAGCGGAAUUGGAAUAGGAAGUGGAAGUGGAACGACGGGCGUCGACGAGUGCAGGUACCAGAGCUACAGGUUCCGGAGCCCCGGGGCACCGCUCGACAGGGUGCAAGCUCCGACAAGACGACCCACCGAGCCGAGGCUUACCAUUAUCGAUUUCAAUCAGCUGACAAGAGGCGGUUUGGAACUGGCCAUGAGUAAGAACAAGACUAAUCGUCAUCGCGGUCGUUUUAUGCUCCGGUGAUAAAAAUAUGAAAAGAAAUCAAAUUUCGUUUUCUCGUCGACUCGCUUCAACGUAUCGCACGUUACAACGAUAUUCCCAUCUUAUCUGCUGUCUUUCCUUAACAUAAUAAUACCUUUAAUACCAUUUUGAUAUCCAUAUCAUACAUAUGAUUAAAAAAAAAAUUAUAGAUUACAAACUUACAUUGUACUGAGGUAUUUGAUAAUAAAUC
Messenger RNA from Vespa velutina, 3060 nucleotides. Its product is annotated as cytosolic carboxypeptidase 6. The transcript has 7 exons. Gene Ontology annotation, biological process: proteolysis. NCBI's taxonomy places the organism in Eukaryota, Metazoa, Arthropoda, Insecta, Hymenoptera, Vespidae. Gene Ontology annotation, molecular function: metallocarboxypeptidase activity; zinc ion binding. The record is from RefSeq and is a predicted model, not a curated record. Bases 1026 to 2852 code for a protein of 608 amino acids.